Messenger RNA from Heterobasidion irregulare TC 32-1, 3095 nucleotides. RefSeq lists its product as uncharacterized. Gene Ontology annotation, cellular component: retromer complex; late endosome; retromer, cargo-selective complex. Bases 40 to 2904 code for a protein of 954 amino acids. The transcript is spliced from 11 exons. The record is from RefSeq and is a predicted model, not a curated record. NCBI's taxonomy places the organism in Eukaryota, Fungi, Basidiomycota, Agaricomycetes, Russulales, Bondarzewiaceae. Gene Ontology annotation, biological process: intracellular protein transport; retrograde transport, endosome to Golgi.
AUCUACGAGCGCGUGCGCAUCGUCUGAAAAUACUCCUGAAUGGUGGACAUGGUCAUGGAGGAGGGCAAACUGCUCAGCGAGGCUCUUAGCACUGUCAAAAUACAGGUCCAGCAGAUGAAGAGACAUCUGGAACUGGAUCAGCUCAUGGAUGCGCUUAAGAGUGCCAGUCUAAUGCUGGCAGAGCUGCGGACGUCCUCAUUGUCGCCGAAGCAAUAUUAUGAACUCUAUAUGGCUGUGUUUGAUGCUCUCCGUCACCUCUCGAAUUAUCUGUAUGACGCACACACCCAGUCACGGCACCAUCUCGCCGACCUGUACGAGCUUGUACAAUAUGCCGGCAACAUUGUACCACGCCUGUAUCUCAUGAUCACCGUCGGCUCAGUCUACAUGUCUGUCCCCGACGCCCCAGUCAAGGAAAUUAUGAAGGACAUGAUGGAGAUGUCUCGGGGUGUGCUGCAUCCCAUCCGUGGUCUCUUCCUGCGCCACUACUUGAGCGGGCAAACAAGGGAUCAUUUACCAAUAGGACUAGACUCUGGGCCCACUGGAAAUCUAGAGGACUCCAUCAGCUUCGUCCUCACUAACUUCAUUGAAAUGAACAAGCUCUGGGUCCGCCUACAACACCAAGGUCACUCGCGCGAUCGGGAAAAGCGCGAGAUGGAGCGCCGGGAACUUCGAAUUCUGGUCGGCACCAACCUUGUCCGACUGAGCCAGCUUGACGGUGUCGAUUUGGAUCUGUAUCAACGGACAAUACUCCCUGCGGUUCUGGAGCAAGUGGUCCAGUGUAAGGACGUGAUUGCACAAGAAUAUUUGAUGGAAGUGGUCAUCCAGGUGUUUACCGACGACUUUCACCUGCACACACUGGGGCCGUUCCUAUCUGCAACUGCUCAAUUACAACCCAAAGUCAACAUCAAGCAGAUUGUCAUCGCCCUUAUUGAUCGCCUCGCUGCGUAUGCCGCUCGUGAAGCCGAAAAUGAGGAUCCAGAGGAGACUAAACGCCAGGAGGAGGCAGCGGCUCGACGUCUCGCUGAGAGGGUGAAAGUUCAAAGGGCGCGCACAAGAGAGAACGGAAACCCUACCAGCCCGGUGGGCGAACUCACUACGGAGGCUGAUGCCUGGAGGUCUCCUACCAGUCCUGCGACACCUGUCGUUGUGCAAUCCACGAACGGCACAAACGGAACAGAUGACGCGGUAGAGGUAAAUGACUCGGAGAAAGCAGAUAAAGGCAAGGAGAAGGAGACCAUCGUCCAAGUCCGGAAGUUCAGAGGCGUGCCAGAGGACGUGAAGCUGUUUGAGGUGUUCUGGGAACAGGUAGUUCAGUUAAUCAAGGCUCGACCAGACUUGUCAAUCCAGGAUGUUACCGCGCUCCUUGUGUCACUCACCAACCUUUCCCUUAGCUGUUAUCCUGACCGUCUGGAGUAUGUUGACCAAGUCCUUGGAUUCGCUCGAGAUAAGAUUAAGGAGUUCGAGGAUAGCCCAGACCUUCACAGCCAACAGACGACAACCAACCUAGCUGCUCUUCUCGUUGCCCCCAUCAAUUCCUACCAGUCCGUUCUCACAUUGCUUGCGCUCACUCACUAUGUUCCCCUCCUCAACCUCCAAACCUUCUCCACUCGACGUACCCUCGCUCACUCAAUCGUGUCUUCGGUGCUCAAGAAUGAAACCGUCAUCGAGGCACCAGAGGACGUGAACGGUAUUCUCGAGCUGUGCCAUGUACUGAUCAAAGAACAACAAGACGCUGGCGUCGGGAUCGGCAGCACCGGGCCUGCAGUUGUAAAGGAUCAGCGAAGGCAUGGGCCAUACGGUGCUGAGAGAGAGGACUUGGCAGAGGAGCAAGGUUGGCUUGCACGGAUGGUGCAUCUGUUCAGAGCAGAGUCACUAAGCACACAGUUUGAACUCCUACAAACUGCGCGGAGACACUUCGAAGCGGGCGGCGAGCGCAUGCGCUUCACUUUCCCUGCUCUCAUCACCUCAUCAAUCAAACUUUGCCGUCGAUACAAGAUCCGUGAACAUCUCGAGGAGGACUGGGAGGCAAAAGUGUCAACGAUCCUGAAGUUCAUCCGCCAGCUCAUCAGCAUCCUUGCGAACCAAGUCGAAGCGCCGUCGAUCGCGCUGCGGCUGUUCCUUCUGGCGGCCCAGAUCGCAGACGAGUGUGAGUUCGAGGACUUGACGUACGAUCUGUACGUGGAGGCGUUCACCGUGUACGAGGAGAGCAUAUCCGAGUCGCGCGCGCAGCUGCAGGCGAUCGCGCUUAUCAUCGGCACGCUGCAGGGCGCUAAGGUGUUCGGUGUCGACAACUACGACACGCUCAUCACCAAGGCAGCGCUCCACGGCGCAAAGCUUUUAAAGAAGCCGCAUCAAGCGUCCGCGGUACAUCUUGCGAGCCACAUGUGGUGGCAGGAAGUCCAGCUCGUGGUGGAGGGAGCGGAGAAGGAAGAGCCGGAAAAGUCGCCCGUGCCGAAGGAGGAGGGCCCAGAGAACGCGAAAUCCUAUCCUCUUCAAGACAGCAAACGCGUGCUGGAAUGCUUACAGAAGUCGCUCCGGAUCGCAAACUCCGCUACUGAGGAGAUUGUCACGAUCCAGUUGUAUGUCGAUACCUUGGAUCAAUACCUGUUCUACCUCGACCGAAAUGCGCCAGCUGUGACGCCCAAAUUUGUCAACUCCCUUGUCGAGCUGAUCACAGCGAGCAUCGACAGCAUCUCAUCGCCAGACGUGCAUCCCUCACAGCGCGCACCGCCGGGGCUGCUUGAGGGCGUGCAGACGCCAGAGAUGAUCACGCGCCACUUCCGCAACACGCUCGCGUACAUCCAGCGGAAGAAAGCGACCGCAGACGCCGAGGACGGAAACAAGCGGUGGGACGACGUCGACAUCGUUGGUGCGCUACUGAAGAUGGGUCUCGGCGCGCGGUGAUGAGCUAUGCAACAACCCAAAUUUUCUGAGAGGGCUUCUCGCUGUUCCUGGCUGUUCCUGGAGGAGCGCGCAGUGUCGGAUACCCCAAUACCGUUCUCCUUGUCUUUGUAUUCUGUUUUGAGAUCUGCGUGUACAUCCAGCUUAGGUUUAUUCUAUUUACUUGCCGCUUCCUCACGGCGCCGUUUCAUUUG